AUGCAUCUAAAGAUUUUCGUAAUGAAAUACGUCAAGACCUUACCUUGUUUCAAAGACGACCUGAUCAUACAUAUUGAAGAAUACCAAUUCAAUGGGCUCAUUGAGAAGUUUAACCAAUUGUUACAUAUGGCAGAAGAUGAUACACAAGAAUUCCUAUUUGACAAUGAUUUCUUCGUUAAACCUCGCGUUAACGGGAUCGAAAAUACAAUAAUAUGCUCACACUUCCUGAUGAACAAUUCAGUACUUAAACAUGACGCAUUCGAAAAUAAGGAUUUCAUAAAAAAGUUUGUCGAAAACUUACGGGUGAAAGGCGGAAAGGAUAAACGUGUAAAUAAAUCACUGGUCUACGCAUUUGAAAUAUUAAAGACUAGAUUUUGCAUCACGUUUGACCAAAAUGAAAUGGGAAUGUGUCUGCCAUCUAUCCUUUUGGCAAAGAAAAAUGAUCUCUUGGUUCAAGAAUGUCUAAACAAGUCAGUUCUGAAUGAAAAUGAAAAAUAUAUAUCUUUGCUGUUAGCUACGAGAGAUAGAAACAAAGAUUUAGUACAGAAACUAGUUCGUCAUGGUAUGAAAGCAAAUGAGGAUGCCUUACAGAUAGCAACGGUCAAUGAAGAUUUAGAUAUGUUAGACUUUUUGUUACAGAACCAGAACGGAUCUGAUUUCCCUUCACAUAUUCAACAUGGAAAUAGUCCAUUAAUCACAGCAGCUAAAAGAGGUUCUGUCGACCUUGCGGAAUGCCUGCUCAGGAGUGGUGUUGAUGUCAAUUAUAGAAACAAGAACAAUGUAUCUGCUCUCGAUAAAGCUGUGAUAUGGAACCAAGUGGAAAUAUGCCGCGUGCUUUUAAACCAUGGGGCGGUUGUGAAUGUAAACGGUGGAAAGUUUCAGCGAACACCUUUGCACAUUGCAGCAGACAUGGGACAUACCGAUUUAGUGCAACUAUUACUUAACAAGGGGGCAGAUGUCAAUAUACGCGACCAUAAAAAUGACUAUCCGUGUCAAUCAGCGGCUGUUCUUGGACAUUCCAAAAUAUUGAAAGAAAUUCUUGAAAAAGACAUUUAUUCCGGAGCUUCACAAAUGUCUCAUAAUUUUAAGCCCAUUUCAAAGGGCAUGUCUUUGUAUCAUAUAGCUGUAGUUAAAGAUAACCAAAGCAUAUUGCGAGUUCUGAAAGAGGUUGGUGUUGACCCUAACAUGAAAGAUAAAUAUGGAAGGACGGCCCUUUAUCUUGCAGCAGUAAAUGGAAAAACUGCACUCGUUCAGUUGCUUCUCGAUGUUGCAGAUCCAAAUGUAUCUGAGAAAAAUGGGUAUACACCAUUGCAUGCUGCGGUUUACAAAGAAGAUUUGGAGAUUGUCCAGCUGCUGAGCAAUCGGCAACAAGUGAUCGUCAAUCUACCAGACAAACGCGGAUAUACCCCUCUUCACCUUGCAUGCAAAACAGCAAAUUAUGAUAUCAUCGUCGAACUAUUGAAGGUGCGGCAAAUAGAUGUGCGUAUGAUGACGAAGAAAGGCGAGACAGUUCUACACAUACUUAAGGCCUCGACAAGGAGAACAAAAAAUGUGUCGAGGUGUGUGGAGGCAAUACAACAAACUGACCCUUACUUUGUAGAACAAUCUGGGAUAGGGGUAUCAUUUGACAACUAUGAGAACGAAAACUAAACAUAUGCAAAUCGCAGGCUCGUGUUUGUGUAUAUUCGGAUGUGCAGCGUAUGUCAAGCCCGUAGCUGGGUACAUACUUACGGAGUACUCAGUCUUCAACACUUUAAAUAUUUGUAUCAUUGAUCAUGAAGAACCAAACAAAUAUAAAAUACUGUGAUUAUAAACUAUAAAUAUUGUAAAAUUGUUAACGAUAAACAUUUGUUAUUGGUUAUCCAUUUGUGGAGUUUGAAAUUGAUUAAUUGAUGCAUCCGAAACAUUUUAGAUAUGCCUCAGAAAAAGUAAAUGUAUAUAAAAUUAUCAAAGACAGUUGCUAAAAACAUACUUUUAUAAUAUCUAUUGUUCUUAUGCAAUGCACGUCUUCUAAAUAAGAGCUAUCCAUUUGUGAAAUUUUAGUACAAUCUCAGUUCUUUCUUCAGUUGAAAUAAGCCCCGAAGAAAAUUUAGGUAUGAACAAUUUCGAAGGGCAACACUAAAUUGUGCAAGAGUUAUGAUUUGUUGUCAAAGAUUUGUGGACACUGCUAUUUUCACAAUGUGAUUUAAC
This is a messenger RNA of Ruditapes philippinarum (Manila clam), 2190 nucleotides long. RefSeq names its product ankyrin-3-like. The record is from RefSeq and is a predicted model, not a curated record. Gene Ontology annotation, molecular function: protein binding. Bases 1 to 1650 code for a protein of 549 amino acids. The transcript has a single exon. NCBI's taxonomy places the organism in Eukaryota, Metazoa, Mollusca, Bivalvia, Venerida, Veneridae.